AUUUAAGUAGGCUGGCACAGCUGCUCGUGUGGAGGUUUUUUCUGUGAUUUUUUUCGAGUUUGUGAAUUUGUGAGAGAGGAUUUUUGGGAAUAUCUGAAGUCCAUAUCUAUACCCAUCCCAUCCCAAGCAGCACACACACACACGUUCACACACAAACACAAACACACACAGCCCUCCGUACGCGACGGAGAACGAUGCUCUGGCAACACCCAGCCAGCAUGACGAGCACAACGCAAACCACCACCACCACCAACAACGCAAACGACCAGCCCGGCAAGCUAGGAAUCAGCAUUGACGACCUGCUCGGCCUCCAGGCAGCCUGCUUCGAAUGGGCAGACAGCUACGAUGCCAAAGACUGGGAGCGUCUGAGCCGCUGCAUUGCACCGACGCUGCGCAUCGACUACCGCUCCUUCCUCAACAAACUCUGGCCCGCCAUGCCCGCCGCAGAAUUCAUCGCCAUGGCCUCCUCGCCCACCGUGCUCGGCGACCCGCUCCUCCGCACACAGCACUUCAUCGGCGGCACGCGCUGGGAGCGCGUCUCGGCCACCGAGGCAAUCGGCUACCACCAACUGCGCGUCCCGCACCAGAAAUACACGGAUGCAACGCUCAAGACGGUGGCGGUCAAGGGCCACGCGCACAGUCAUAAUACGCAUUGGUAUAGGAAGGUGGAGGGCGAGUGGAAGUUUGCGGGGCUGAAUCCGGAGAUUCGCUGGUUUGAGUAUGAUUUUGAUAGGGUUUUUGAGGGGGGGAGGGAGGCUUUUGGGGAGGAGGGGGAGAAGAAGGGGGAGAUGGAGAGGGAGUUGGUGGGGCGGGUUAGUGGGGUGCCGGUGGGGAUUGGGGGGGAGAAGGGGGAGGAGGAUGCGUUGGAUGUGUUGUUGGCGGAGGUCAAGGGGAUUGGUGGUGGUGGUGGUGAGGAGGGAGUGAAGCGCAAGGCUGUGUCUGAGGGGAAGGAUGGUGGUGCUGCCGUGGAGGUCAAGGCGCUUGGGCAGGGCGUCUAUGCAUCGUGAGCAGGGAAGGAGAGAAACGGUUCGAGUCGAGGGUGAGGUUGAGAAAGAGAGAGACGGGAUCUCGACAGGAUUGAUUUCCAAUGUAAUGUAGGCAGAAGUGCUUUUAUCGCCGACGUCCACGUGACGCGUAUAUAAAUAAUACCUAGCACGAAGUCACGAGAACAAGUUUACCUG
Messenger RNA from Pseudovirgaria hyperparasitica, 1181 nucleotides. RefSeq lists its product as uncharacterized. Gene Ontology annotation, molecular function: scytalone dehydratase activity. The transcript has 3 exons. Gene Ontology annotation, biological process: melanin metabolic process. Bases 195 to 1007 code for a protein of 270 amino acids. The record is from RefSeq and is a predicted model, not a curated record. NCBI's taxonomy places the organism in Eukaryota, Fungi, Ascomycota, Dothideomycetes, Acrospermales, Acrospermaceae.